Penicillium argentinense is the source of this 1710-nucleotide messenger RNA. RefSeq lists its product as uncharacterized. Lineage: Eukaryota; Fungi; Ascomycota; Eurotiomycetes; Eurotiales; Aspergillaceae. Gene Ontology annotation, biological process: transmembrane transport; xanthine transport. Gene Ontology annotation, molecular function: xanthine transmembrane transporter activity. The coding region runs from base 1 to 1710 and encodes 569 amino acids. The record is from RefSeq and is a predicted model, not a curated record. The transcript is spliced from 4 exons. Gene Ontology annotation, cellular component: fungal-type vacuole; membrane.
AUGCCAAUCUCGACAUUUUCGGAUUGGAGUGAGAGAAGAUCCCAGGUGUUCGAAGUUGCGCCAGUCGCCGAAACCCGAUGGAAAUACCUUAGUCGAUACUUCACCACCUCGGAGGGAUGGGUCGGCGACUAUGAUUAUGUCUAUCUCAUCACGCCGAACAUCUGGCCGCUCAACAAGCGGUACAAGAAUUUCGAGGCACCCUUCUAUGGACUGAAUGAUGAAGUGCCCAUCCUUCUCACAAUAAUUCUUGGGCUCCAACAUGCCUUAACCAUGAUCGGCUCUGUGGUAUCUCCUCCAUUGGCAAUCGCCAGCGGGGCAUUGUACCUUGGAGCCGAGCAAAGUCAAUACCUGGUUUCUGCAGCCUUCAUCACGACAGGAAUAGCGACGGCCAUGCAGGUGACGCGCGUGCAUUUGUUUAACACCCCAUUCUAUAUCGGCACUGGACUGUUGUCCGUGGUGGGUCCAACCUUUGACAUCCUCGCCAUUGCAUUUAGUUACACGGACAUGCGCUAUGCAAAUGGCACUUGUCCUACGUCACCGGAUGGUUCCAAACUGCCAUGCCCGGACGCAUGGGGUGCAAUGCUGGGAACCAUGCUCUGCACUGUAUGGAUUCAGAUUGCGAUGGCAUUUGUGCCGCCCAAGGUGCUGAAUCGGAUUUUCCCCAAGGUUGUCACAGGUACAUUGCUGUUGCUUAUUGGUGUGUAUUUGAUCUCGAGUGGGAUGGAGAACUGGGGCGGCAGUUCUAACGGUGAUGGGGGGUCCGGGUACUAUGCAUUGUGUCCCAAUUCUGGCGCUCCCAAGCCACUUCCUUGGGGUGACCCAAAGCUUAUCGGGCUUGGAUUCAGCGUUUUCUUCACAAUCAUCGUCGUAGAGCUCUUUGGAUCACCAUUAAUGCGUUCCGCAUCUGUUGUAUGCGGGCUAGCAGUGGGAUGUGCGAUCUCGGGAGGGACAGGAUACUGGUCGCGAGAGAAUAUCGAUGCCGCACCGGUUGUCACAUUCCUGUGGGCAGAGACCUUUACGCUCUCGGUCGAUGGGGCGUUGGCACUCCCGUUCUUAACCAUGUUCAUAUGUGAAGCUGUGAGCUGCAUGCCGGAUAUUCUGGCAACAGCUGAGAUAUCCGGGCUGGAGAUUGAUGGUGUUGAGUUCAACAGUCGCAUCCAGGGUGGUAUCCUCUGUGAUGGCAUCGGCAGUCUCAUCAGUGCCCUCGGUACUGGCUUGCCAAUGGUCAGUCAAGCUGGAAAUAACGGGGUCAUAUCUUUGACCGGAUGUGCGAGUCGAAGAGCCGGAUGGUGUGCUGCCGCCUUUUUGAUUCUGAUGGGCAUAUUUGGUAAAUUCGGUGCUGUAUUUGGAUCCAUGCCACCGUCAGUACUGGGAGGAAUGCAAGUGUUUCUGUACAGCACAAUUGUCGUCGCUGGUAUCAAGGUGCUUAGUUUGGUCGAUUUUACCCGACGCAACAGGUUUAUCCUCACCACAGCGCUGGGAAUCGGCUUUAUCGACAUCGUAUCUCCCAACUGGUUCAGUCAGAUUCUGGCCUACGAUGGCCCGAACAUACGACUUCAGGGCUUUGAGCAGGGUAUCAACUUGGUGGUGGAAACCCCGUUCAUCAUUGCGGCCGUCGUUGGCGUCGUAAUGAAUCUAGUUCUGCCCUAUGAUCGGAAGCAGUUGGCCGUGGUAGAAGGGCACGAGAGGCAAUUGCCCCUUCCUACUUGA